GCAUUUUUUUCUCCCAUUUUUCUCCUGCUGCGACCGUAUUGCUGUAAAGUUUACAGUAGCAACAUUUGAAUGUUAGCAGCGGAGUUUUGAUUUCAUUCCUCUGCAGCAGCGAGCUAGCGGAGUUUUGGUACCUUUCAGCUUGUCGUCAUAGUAACAAAAAACGCGUGUUUGUUCAGGAGACGAUAAAGACUCAGUGGCCCGCAUGGAAAUACAGAGCUCAGCUUUCCAUCUGCUGUUGGUUUUGUGUUAGACCGGGGGGGGGGGGGGGGGUUGUGGUGCUGGUCGAUGUGAAGGUGGUUGUUGACUCGCUAUCACCAGCACGAGAGUUGCUCCCACGUUGCAUGCGGAGCAUGUGUCUUAGUCAUCUUAGUUUGUGUAGAGAGUUACAUUACGUAGUUUCAGGGUUGUAUUUUUCUUACUUCAAGAUGCGUCUGCAUGGUGGAAUUCGAAACCACCAAGUGCUUACAUUUUAGUGAAGGAAUUGUUCUUCAAGUACACAAUUUUUUUGGACGAGUUAGUGGAAACGUAGCCAAAUACCACAUUGAUUCCAAAGCAAAAUGCCUAUUAGGCGUUUUGGGGGUCACAGGUCUCUGGUCUCUCAAUCCCCAAGGCUGUCGUAUGGUUACAAGAAAAUGAAUGUUUCAAGAAGUGGCUACCGUGUUUUCUCUGCCAACUCCACCACCGCUUGCACCGAGUUGGCCAAGAAGAUCACAGAACGCCUGGGUGUGGAACUGGGCAAGUCGGUGGUUUAUCAAGAGUCAAAUACAGAGACUCGAGUGGAUGUAAAAGAGUCUGUACGUGGGCAAGAUAUCUUUAUCAUUCAGACCAUUCCUAGAGAUGUCAACACAGCCAUCAUGGAGCUUCUGGUUAUGGCUUAUGCCCUGAAGACGUCCUGUGCCAAGAACAUCAUCGGAGUCAUUCCCUACUUUCCUUACAGCAAGCAGUGCAAGAUGAGGAAGAGAGGAUCCAUUGUCUGCAAGCUGCUCACAUCCAUGUUAGCUAAAGCUGGGCUAACUCACAUCAUCACCAUGGACCUCCACCAGAAAGAAAUCCAGGGCUUCUUCAGUUUCCCCGUUGACAACCUCAGAGCUUCCCCCUUCCUCAUCCAGUACAUCCAGGAGGAGAUCCCAGACUACAGGAAUGCUAUAAUUGUUGCAAAAUCCCCUUCAGCUGCCAAGAGAGCUCAGUCCUACGCUGAGAGGCUGCGGCUCGGGCUGGCAGUGAUGCACGGAGAGGCCCAUCACUCAGAGUCAGACAUGGCCGACGGUCGAAACUCUCCCCCCUUGUUCCGCACCACCACAGGACACACCGGACUGGAGCUGCCAUUGAUGAUGGCGAAGGAGAAGCCACCUAUCACUGUUGUAGGAGAUGUAGGAGGAAGAAUCGCCAUCAUUAUUGAUGACAUUAUAGAUGAUGUGGAGGACUUUGUUGCAGCAGCAGAAAUCCUGAAGGAGAGGGGAGCCUACAAAAUCUACAUCAUGGCUACACAUGGCCUGCUGUCUGCAGAGGCACCGAGACUAUUAGAGGAGUCUGCGAUUGAUGAGGUGGUGGUGACCAACACUGUUCCUCAUGAGGUCCAGAAGCUGCAGUGUCCAAAAAUCAAAACUGUGGACGUCAGUAUGAUCCUGGCUGAGGCCAUUCGGCGCAUCCACAACGGAGAGUCCAUGGCCUAUCUGUUCCGCAACAUCGCUGUGGAUGACUGAGGCAACACACUCAUGCAUUUACAUUCCUGCACACACACAAACAAACACAUUACUAAGCACACACACACACUGAGGACCAAGAAUCCAGUUUACUGCAGUCCUGCUUGUUUUGUUGAUAAACACAUUGACAGAAACUGGCUCAACUUACUAUAUGUUACAUAUGAAGCAACUCACGCUCUACUUUAUUCCUCUGAAUAAGUCUAUAUAUAGUCAGACUGUACAAACAAUACAAACUGUUUCACUUCACUAAUACAUGCUUCCACCAUUUGGAGACAUGAAUAAAAAACACAAUGUAUCAUGCAGAUAGAAAUAAAAAGGCAAAUAAAACUA
Messenger RNA from Seriola aureovittata, 2033 nucleotides. RefSeq names its product phosphoribosyl pyrophosphate synthase-associated protein 1-like. The coding region runs from base 558 to 1703 and encodes 381 amino acids. NCBI's taxonomy places the organism in Eukaryota, Metazoa, Chordata, Actinopteri, Carangiformes, Carangidae. Gene Ontology annotation, molecular function: ribose phosphate diphosphokinase activity; magnesium ion binding. Gene Ontology annotation, biological process: 5-phosphoribose 1-diphosphate biosynthetic process; purine nucleotide biosynthetic process. The transcript has 10 exons. The record is from RefSeq and is a predicted model, not a curated record. Gene Ontology annotation, cellular component: cytoplasm; ribose phosphate diphosphokinase complex.